Messenger RNA from Lepisosteus oculatus (spotted gar), 540 nucleotides. RefSeq names its product microseminoprotein, beta-like (gene msmbl). NCBI's taxonomy places the organism in Eukaryota, Metazoa, Chordata, Actinopteri, Semionotiformes, Lepisosteidae. The record is from RefSeq and is a predicted model, not a curated record.
UUACUUUUGGGGUUAAGAGCCCUGUGGUCUUUGUGAUAGCCAGUAUAAAUUCAGUUGUCAUUUCAACAGACCAGACAUACAGCUCAGACCCGAAGGAACUGAGACAAUGAAGUCCUUGGCUGUUGCCCUGCUACUUUGUGCUGUGCUUCACCUUAGCCAGCCUGGCUGCUACCACGUGGAACUGACAAUGAAACCAGGCAUGAAUCCCAAGCUGCUGACUCAUUGUGAGGACCCCGUGGAUAAGACUCUCCACGAGAUGGGCUCACGCUGGAGGAACUCCAAGUGCCAAGACUGCACGUGUGGCAGAUGUUGUGAUGCGUACUCCACACCGGUCAGGUUCCCUGAUGACUGCAUGAAGGAGUUUGACUGGGAGAACUGUGAAUACAAGGUGUUUAAGAAGAACGACCACACCCAGCCUUGCCCUAUCUUUGGUGCAACUGGGAAGUGAGGCUCCUUUGAGAAUUUGGGUCAAUGGCUACACAACAUAAACCAGGGCAAUAAAAGAUUACCCCAAAUAAAACAGUUUUUGCUCAUUUUCAA